This is a messenger RNA of Coregonus sp. 'balchen', 1083 nucleotides long. The record is from the annotation of a GenBank genome assembly. NCBI's taxonomy places the organism in Eukaryota, Metazoa, Chordata, Actinopteri, Salmoniformes, Salmonidae.
UCUCCCCGCGAGCCGGAGCAGCUCCGCAAGCUCUUCAUUGGUGGGCUGAGUUUCGAGACCACCGAGGAGAGUUUGCGGAACCAUUUUGAACGAUGGGGAUCCCUCACAGACUGUGUGGUGAGUAUGAAUUUUUCAUAAUAUUAGGGUCUGGCUUUUCUAAUUGUAUCAGCAAAUUAACAGUGCCAUUUUUUCCCUCAGGUCAUGAAAGAUCCAGUCACAAAGAGAUCUAGGGGCUUUGGCUUUGUCACAUACAGCUCAGUGGAUGAAGUUGAUGCAUCAAUGGAGGCUCGUCCUCACAAGGUUGACGGCCGACAAGUAGAGCCCAAGAGAGCCGUGUCCAGAGAGGUAAGCUAUGUCUGAUGUGACACUACAAAACAUAGAAACCUUUUUCACAUAUGUUGGGGUGGUGCUGGUGAUUAAUAUGAAGUUGAACAAUGGUGAAAUGUCCUUUUUGAGGAUCUUCUGAUUGUCUUUGAAGUGAUUGAAUGUAAUGUGUGUUGGACAGGAAUCCUCUAGGCCAGGUGCUCACACGACGGUGAAGAAGAUCUUUGUGGGUGGAAUCAAGGAGGACACAGAGGAGCACCACCUUAGAGACUACUUUGAUAAAUUUGGCAAGAUUGAAGUCAUCGACAUCAUGACUGAUAGAACCAGUGGGAAGAAGAGGGGAUUUGCCUUUGUUACAUUUGAUGAUCACGAUUCAGUCGAUAGGAUUGUCAGUAAGUUCUCAAGUCAAUACCAUUGGUACAGAAAAGCUGCUGUUGUGUAUUUGGAUGUUUCAUUUUUUUCAGUUCUCAAGUAAUUUACUGAUAUGUUUUGAACAAUUUCCUUUCUCCCCUUGCAGUCCAGAAGUAUCAAACAGUGAAUGGUCACAACUGUGAAGUGAGGAAGGCUCUGUCAAAGGAAGACAUGAACCGGUCAGGUAUGAAUUGGAGAAGUUCCAGAGCAAAGCUCUUUUGCCAACUCCUUGCUUCCCAGCAACAACUGAAGGUUUAGACAUGUGACUUUGAGAAAGUGACUGACCUGUUUGAUGUUUGUCUUUCAGGGCCAAGAGGUGGAAACUUUGGCAGAUAUGGAGGUAUGUAA